Molecule: messenger RNA, 381 nt
Organism: Clonostachys rhizophaga
Lineage: Eukaryota; Fungi; Ascomycota; Sordariomycetes; Hypocreales; Bionectriaceae
Source: the annotation of a GenBank genome assembly
AUGACUGUCAUUCACAUUGUGCUUUUUAAGUUUAAGCCUGAGGCUACAGAAGACCACAAGGCAAGAUUCGUGGCAGAGUUGAAGAAACUGAGAAAUCUGCCUUGUGUCCAGAACCAGCAGCUCACUGUUGGUGGACCAUCCAUCACAACGCCAAUUGAGCGAAGCAAAGGCUUUGAGGUCUCGCUACUCAGCUUUCACAACGAUCAUGCCGCCUUAGAAGAGUAUCAGGCCAGCAAAGAGCAUCACAAAGUCACCAGCGAGCUCCUUUGGCCGUUUGCGGAAGACGUCACGAGGUUUGACUUUGAAGUCAAUGGAGAUGACCUUCAUGGGUUCCAGGGCUUGGUGCAACCAACUAAUGGAGGAACCCUACGCGAUUCAUGA